AUGGGGAAAGCCGUGGUUGUAGUUGGCAUGGACGACAGCGAUAUCAGCUACCAUGCUUUGGAAUGGACUUUGCAGCAUCUGAUUCUUUCUGAGAGUGCGAGUGCGUUUGACAACUCUACUUUCAAGCUCGUGAUCGUGCACGCUAGACUUAAUGCGGUGAACGCAAUCGGCAUCGCCGGCGCUACACCUGACCUCGUAAGUGGCGUGGAUACAUAUUUAGAAGAAACAGCAUCCAAAGUAAAGGAGAAAGCUAGGAGAAUUUGCUCAGCUUAUAUGAUACAUACUGAAGAGAUAGAAGUUAAGGAAGGUGAUCCCCGACGCGUUCUCUGUGAGGCUGUGGAGAAGCACAAUGCAUCUAUGUUGGUUGUAGGGAGCCAUGGCCAUGGUGCUCUAAAGAGGAUUUUCUUAGGCAGUGUGAGCGAUUACCUCGUCCACCAUGUGAAAUGCACUGUCAUCAUUGUUAAGCAGUCCGAAAAAAUCAAGCGCUCUGGAUCUACAUCUUCUACUCCGAAGGCAAGUGAAUAA
Molecule: messenger RNA, 525 nt
Organism: Andrographis paniculata
Lineage: Eukaryota; Viridiplantae; Streptophyta; Magnoliopsida; Lamiales; Acanthaceae
Product: universal stress protein A-like protein
Exons: 4
Coding region: 1-525 (174 amino acids)
Source: RefSeq, a predicted model, not a curated record